Molecule: messenger RNA, 4529 nt
Organism: Phasianus colchicus (ring-necked pheasant)
Lineage: Eukaryota; Metazoa; Chordata; Aves; Galliformes; Phasianidae
Gene: SETD3
Product: SET domain containing 3, actin N3(tau)-histidine methyltransferase
Biological process (GO): peptidyl-lysine trimethylation; actin modification; peptidyl-lysine monomethylation
Molecular function (GO): protein binding; protein-L-histidine N-tele-methyltransferase activity; protein-lysine N-methyltransferase activity
Source: RefSeq, a predicted model, not a curated record
GGCCUUAGAACGGACCAAUCAAAGGGCCGAGGGGACAAGAUUGCAAGCGGCGCGAGCCAAUGGGCGACAGAAGGCGUGGGAUAACUCGCAGCCAAUGGGGGAGUCGCCACGCCCUUUCUUAGGGUCGACAGGAGAGCGUACGGAUUGGUCGCCGAGCGUCCCGCUGGGGGCGGAGCCUCCCGUGUGGCCACGGUUGGACCAAUGGCGGCGCGGAGGCGGGGCCGUGCGCUGGCCGCGCGGGGUUGGGCCUCGCUCGGCCUCCGCCUCCCCACCCGCGGGCAGCGGCGUCCGGCGGAGGGACGGCCUGGGUUCGGCGCCGCUCCCAGCAGCCGAGGCCGCGGCCGCUCCGCGCGGGAGUUGGAAGAUGGGGAAGAAAAGCAGAGUGAAAACACAGAAGUCAGGUACAGGAGCUGCAGCGACAGUAUCUCCGAAGGAACUGUUGAAUCUGACUAGUGAGUUGUUGCAAAAAUGCAGCAGUCCUACCCCAGGUCCUGGUAAGGAAUGGGAAGAAUAUGUACAGAUUCGUUCUCUUGUUGAGAAAAUUCGCAAAAAACAAAAAGGUUUGUCUGUUGUCUUUGAUGGAAAACGAGAUGACUAUUUCCCUGAGUUGAUAAAAUGGGCAACUGAAAAUGGAGCAUCCACAGAGGGUUUUGAAAUAGCUAACUUUGAAGAGGAGGGGUUUGGUUUGAAAGCAACAAGAGAGAUAAAGGCUGAAGAGUUAUUUCUGUGGGUACCUAGAAAACUGUUGAUGACAGUUGAAUCAGCUAAAAACUCAGUAUUAGGUUCCUUGUAUUCUCAAGAUCGAAUUCUUCAAGCCAUGGGCAAUAUAACAUUGGCAUUCCAUCUUCUUUGUGAGCGAGCCAACCCCAACUCUUUCUGGCUGCCCUACAUCCAGACUCUCCCCAGUGAAUACGAUACUCCUCUCUACUUUGAAGAAGAUGAAGUGCAGUAUCUUCGGUCAACUCAGGCCAUACAUGAUGUUUUUAGCCAAUAUAAAAACACAGCCCGGCAAUAUGCUUAUUUCUACAAAGUUAUUCAGACCCAUCCUAAUGCCAGCAAACUACCCUUAAAGGAUUCUUUCACUUAUGAUGACUACAGAUGGGCAGUUUCCUCUGUUAUGACACGGCAGAACCAGAUUCCAACAGAAGAUGGUUCCAGAGUUACGUUGGCUCUAAUACCUCUAUGGGACAUGUGUAAUCAUACUAAUGGACUGAUCACUACAGGCUACAAUUUAGAAGAUGACCGUUGUGAAUGUGUAGCACUUCAAGAUUUCAAGGCUGGAGAACAGAUUUACAUUUUUUAUGGCACUCGGUCAAACGCUGAAUUUGUGAUCCACAGUGGUUUUUUCUUUGAUAAUAAUUCACAUGACAGAGUGAAAAUAAAGCUUGGCGUGAGUAAAAGUGACAGGCUGUAUGCUAUGAAGGCAGAGGUCUUAGCUCGUGCUGGUAUCCCAACUUCUAGUGUUUUUGCCUUGCACUCCAUUGAACCUCCAAUCUCUGCCCAGCUUCUGGCUUUUCUUCGAGUGUUUUGUAUGAAUGAAGAAGAGCUGAAGGAACACUUGAUAGGCGAGCAUGCCAUUGAUAAAAUCUUCACUCUGGGGAACUCUGAGUUUCCCAUUAGCUGGGACAAUGAAGUUAAACUUUGGACAUUCCUAGAAGCCAGAGCAUCCCUUCUUUUGAAAACCUAUAAAACAACGGUGGAGGACGAUAAGUCAUUCUUGGAGACUCAUGACCUGACUUCACAUGCGACAAUGGCUAUCAAGCUGCGAUUAGGUGAAAAAGAGAUCUUGGAGAAGGCAGUAAAGAGUGCUGCUGCUAGCCGAGAGUAUUAUACCAAACAAAUGGCGGAUGGAGCUCCACUUCCUAAGUAUGAAGAGAGCAAUAUUGCCUUGUUGGAGAACACUGUGGCAGACUCUAGACUCCCUAUUGUCUUGAGAAACCUAGACAAUGUGGAAGAGCAAGGGGACUUAAAGAUUGAUGAAGCUAUGGAUGCAGAAGUCACAGAAAAUGGGUUUGUAAAUGAUGAAAACUCUCUAUUUAAUGGGACCAAAUCAGAAAGUGAAAAUUUAAAUAAAGAGGAAAGCAACAGACAGACUGAAGAUGCCAAAGAAUCUUCUUCAGAAAGUACUGAUGAGGUUAAAGAAUAGUUCUAAAAUUUGACUUUCUUGUGAAAUUAAAUUAGCUGAAGUUUAUGAACAGUGCAUUUAUGUUGGUGUGUUUCUUUGUUAACAUUUCUCUUUCUGCAGAGAAAAAUGUUUUUGCUGCUUUAUAUAAAAAUGAAUUUUUAAGUUAUUAAAAAGGUUUAGCACCCCUUUUCAAUUAAGAUUGCCAUCUUGCUUUCAGGCAAAAACUGGGGAUAGAGGUGCCUUUGGAAGAUUUUGCAGCCCUUUGUUGAACCAAAUGUAUUUUCUUCCUGGGGAAGAAUUAAGCUCUUCUAUCUGCUGUGCUUUUGUUGUUCUGUCACUCUGACUACCGAAAUUAAAAGCUUGCUCUGCCUCCUGCCAAGAAAGGCAGAAGGCAGGACUGACUCGGUAUUCAGUAUGAAGGUGGGAGAGCAGUACAGCAGAAAACUGGAUAAGAUGUUCAGAAACUUGGGAGACUUGAUGAAAACCUGUUUAAAAUCAGGUACGCCAGUCCAGAAAAAGGUAAGGUGGCAACCUUAUGAUUGGUAGUUUUAAAUGUUGAUGAGAAUCCAAAUUGUAUACACUUAACGUGAUCUCUGAAAAUUUCAGUUUACUUUGUCUUUGUUUACUGUAUAAAAAUAUCUCAUCUUUCUUCUUCAGUCAGAGUUAGGCUGCUACAAUACUACAUUCACCAACUUUUAAAGGCUGACUUUUUAUUUCCAGGUGGUACCUGUUGUUAUUUACAAUGUUGGCAGUGCUACUGGAGAGUUUGAAAGCAGAUAGGCCAAGCCACAGCUUUAAAAUGUACUGUUCAAAGUGAGGUUGCUUCCCAGCUUCUACAGGUUUUCACAAUUAGCUAGAGAUUUUCAAAGCUCCACUUUUGACUAAACCAUUAUUAAAAGGAAAAUAUGAUUAAUAUUCUUGUCUGCUACUCCUUCAUUUCUUUCUUGUUGGAUGUAACAAUGAAUGUGAUGUGGUUACUUGAUCCUAUCCAACUUCGUCUUUUGCUGAAGAUGCUCAUUGACACGGUUUUCUUGAAGGAAGUGGCAGGCUAAUGUAUUUUUGGCCCAAGUGCAAACCAAAGCCUAGUCUGCCGUAUACUUUGCCAUUUAUAGUGUGUCUUUCUGAUGCACGUUUCUCUGGAUACCUCCACAGGUUAACCAGGUUUACUGUCUCCAGCAAUUUUGGUCACCGUCGUACAAUUUUUUAACUUACAGUUGAAAACAAUACAAUCCUACCAUAGUGCAAUAUCAGGACAAGGGUAAUUUCAAGGUCUGAUUAUGAAAUUACCUGUUUGUUGGAAGGAGAAGAAAGUGGAAUAUUUUUAUUCUGUGAGUGAAUGGAGAGGUAUAUAAAGUGAUUUAAUUCUCCUCCCAAUAUUAAGGACUUUAUCUUUUACCCGUUUUUCCUUAAAAUCAAGAUAUUGGAAAGAGUGAAGAAGCUUGGACAGCAGUUGAAAGUUCAAUAAAUGUUGCAAGCUGUUCAUCCAAGAUCAGUUGCAGUUAAGUGUCUUUUGGCAUAUAGAUAGUUUUAUUACAUUUUGCUUCUUUCAUACUACAAUUUGGAAAAUGUGUUUUUGCAUAAAUUUUUGGUGCAAUGCACAUAAGUAGUGACUUUCAGGUUGUCAUAGCAGUUUUGGUGUUCAGCUAGUAUCAGUGUGGGGAAAAUUUAAAAAAAAAAUAGUUUUUUAAAAAAUAUUUCACUAAGAAUGGCGUGUUGCCAUUGCACCUUGGGUAUUGCUUCACCACUAACAAGAUGCUGGACCAGUAUUUUUGUAACUAUAUGCUGCCUUUGGUAGAAUGUCAUGAAUUGUUGUCUUGACAGUUUAAAUGUCAUACAGAAGUAGUUACUGAUCACUUUUUAUUAGGACCAAUAUUCCAUUUCUGUUUCUGCCAGCUACAUUGCACAACAUUGUAGUAGAUACUAUGAUGAAAUCCUGAAUCUAGCUUUCCUGAAAAUCAUAACUGUAAUCCGGAAUUUACAUGCUUUGAUUCAAUCUGAUACACUGUAUUUUGUUCCAGUAUUUGCUAAUAACUAUGGCUUAGCAAAGCCUGUGGUCACCACAGGACAGGAUGUGUGGGUUUUCUUGAAUAAAAUAUAGUUCUACAAUAUCUUCCCUAGUGAGAGUGUAUUAUACAAUCAAAAUCUGUACCUGCUGCUGACUGCUGUAUCUCGUGGGGUAUGGGAAGAGGAGUAACUGUGUCCAAGGACACAGGUGAAGGAAGGUUAAAGGAGAACUAUCUGACAAUUAAAAGGGGGAUUCUAGUGAACAGAAACUGAUCUAUUAAGCACACAGCCAAAUUCUUACUCUUCAGAUGUUAGUGUCAUUUAGCAAAAUGUUGCACACGAUAAAAGUAGUGAGUAAUCUAAUUUUGUAAUUUGCAUUUCUCCUUUACACGUGUAGCGG